UGCAGCUUGUUUUGGCUCCUUGACUCCUCAGGAAGGACAAAAGAGACGGAUCCUGCAAACCUGGCGAGGAUGGAAGGGGGAAGGUGGACGGUUGACCUGGUGAGGUUGUCUCCUGCUUCCCUCCCCACAACCUCUGAGCGUUCCCUCCCAGGGACCUCCGAGAGAUCGGAUGGUGAUGAAUUGGAAGGGAAGAACAAGGGGGACCACAACAGAAUCCACAUAGAGGAGAAGCCAAAUAAAUAUUCAGAGUGUGGAGAGAACAUCCGUCAGAACUCCCAGUCCUCUUCUCAUCAGAGAAAGAGGUUCCUUCAGAGGAAUAGUCUCACUUCACACGAAAGAACACAGAGGAGGGAGAAAUUGUAUCAGUGCAGAGAAUGUGGAAAGAGCUUCAGUUUCAAGAAGAAUCUCACUUCCCAUCAAAGAAUUCAUACAGGGGAGAAACGCUAUCAGUGCUUGGAAUGUGGAAAGAGCUUCAGUCACUCUAGCCAUCUGACUUCCCAUCACAUAAUUCAUACAGGGGAGAAACCCUAUCAGUGCUUCGAAUGUGGAAAGAACUUCAGUUGCAGCACAUCUCUCACUUCCCAUCACAGAAUUCAUACAGGGGAGAAACCCUAUCAGUGCUUGGAGUGUGGAAAGAGCUUUCGUCUGAGCGCCUAUCUCACUUCCCAUCACAGAAUUCAUACAGGGGAGAAACCCUAUCAGUGCUUGGAAUGUGGAAAGAGCUUCAGUAAAGCCUCAAAUCUCAAGACCCAUCAAAGAAUUCAUACAGGGGAGAAACCCUAUCAGUGCUUGGAAUGUGGAAAGAGCUUCAGUUACAGUGGUGUUCUCACUUCCCAUCACAGAAUUCAUACAGGGGAGAAACCCUAUCAGUGCUUGGAAUGUGGAAAGAGCUUCAGUAACAAUGGUGAUCUCACUUCCCAUCACAGAAUUCAUACAGGGGAGAAACCCUAUCAGUGCUUCGAAUGUGGAAAGAGCUUUCGUCUGAGCGCUGAUCUCACUUCCCAUCACAGAAUUCAUACAGGGGAGAAACCCUAUCAGUGCUUGGAAUGUGGAAAAAGCUUCAGUCACUCUAGCCAUCUCACUUCCCAUCACAGAAUUCAUACAGGGGAGAAACCCUAUCAGUGCUUCGAAUGUGGAAAGAGCUUCAGUUGCAGCACAUCUCUCACUUUCCAUCACAGAAUUCAUACAGGGGAGAAACCCUAUCAGUGCUUGGAAUGUGGAAAGAGCUUCAGUCACUCUAGCCAUCUCACUUCCCAUCACAGAAUUCAUACAGGGGAGAAACCCUAUCAGUGCUUGGAAUGUGGAAAGAGCUUCAGUCAAGCCUCAAAUCUCAAGACCCAUCAAAGAAUUCAUGCAGGGGAGAAACCCUAUCAGUGCUUGGAAUGUGGAAAGAGCUUCAGUCAGAGGGGACAGCUCACUUCCCAUCAAAGAAUUCAUGCAGGGGAGAAACCCUAUCAGUGCUUGGAAUGUGGAAAGAGCUUUAGUCGCAGCCAACAUCUCACUUCCCAUCACAGAAUUCAUACAGGGGAGAAACCCUAUCAGUGCUUGGAAUGUGGAAAGAGCUUCAGUCAAGCCUCAAAUCUCAACACCCAUCAAAGAAUUCAUACAGGGGAGAAACCCUAUCAGUGCUUGGAAUGUGGAAAGAGCUUUAGCCGCCAAUUUAAUCUCACUUCCCAUCAAAGAAUUCAUACAGGGGAGAAACCCUAUCAGUGCUUGGAGUGUGGAAAGAGCUUUCGUCUGAGCGCCUAUCUCACUUCCCAUCACAGAAUUCAUACAGGGGAGAAACCCUAUCAGUGCUUGGAAUGUGGAAAGAGCUUCACUCAUAGCUCCAAUCUCACUUCCCAUCACAGAAUUCAUACAGGGGAGAAACCCUAUCAGUGCUUGGAAUGUGGAAAGAGCUUCAGUAAAGCCUCAAAUCUCAAGACCCAUCAAAGAAUUCAUACAGGGGAGAAACCCUAUCAGUGCUUGGAAUGUGGAAAGAGCUUCAGUAACAAUGGUGAUCUCACUUCCCAUCACAGAAUUCAUACAGGGGAGAAACCCUAUCAGUGCUUGGAAUGUGGAAAGAGCUUCAGUAACAAUGGUGAUCUCACUUCCCAUCACAGAAUUCAUACAGGGGAGAAACCCUAUCAGUGCUUCGAAUGUGGAAAGAGCUUUCGUCUGAGCGCUGAUCUCACUUCCCAUCACAGAAUUCAUACAGGGGAGAAACCCUAUCAGUGCUUGGAAUGUGGAAAGAGCUUCAGUCACUCUAGCCAUCUCACUUCCCAUCACAGAAUUCAUACAGGGGAGAAACCCUAUCAGUGCUUCGAAUGUGGAAAGAGCUUCAGUUGCAGCACAUCUCUCACUUUCCAUCACAGAAUUCAUACAGGGGAGAAACCCUAUCAGUGCUUGGAAUGUGGAAAGAGCUUUAGUCACAGCCACCAUCUGACUUCCCAUCAAAGUAUUCAUCACAAAACCCAUUGAGCAUCUCCACCCUCAUCGUUCUGCCCGGACACUGAGGUCCAGUACCGAGGGCCUUCUGGCGGUUCCCUCGUUGCGAGAAGCCAGGUUGCAGGGAACCAGGCAGAGGGCCUUCUCGGUGGUGGCGCCUGUUGUCUCUGUUACUAUAUAAGUCCCAGUUUUCCCCAUUCCUUGUGUUCUGGCUCUUACCUGUUCUUUGAAGUAAAGAGAUGUUGUACCAGAUCCUCGCCUCCUGCUUCUUAUUUGCACUGAGCUGAAAUCACUGAAGACCCACUACAGAACAGCGCCCGCCCUGUGGAACGCCCUCCCAUCAGAUGUCAAAGAAAAAAACAGCUACCAGAUUUUUAGAAGACAUCUGAAGGCAGCCUUGUUUAGGGAGGCUAUUAUUAUUAUUAUUAUUAUUAUUAUUAUUA
This is a messenger RNA of Zootoca vivipara (common lizard), 2870 nucleotides long. Lineage: Eukaryota; Metazoa; Chordata; Lepidosauria; Squamata; Lacertidae. The record is from RefSeq and is a predicted model, not a curated record.